Messenger RNA from Choloepus didactylus (southern two-toed sloth), 3993 nucleotides. It is a transcript of the gene EIF4B, whose product is annotated as eukaryotic translation initiation factor 4B. The transcript is spliced from 14 exons. Gene Ontology annotation, molecular function: RNA binding. Bases 91 to 1941 code for a protein of 616 amino acids. The record is from RefSeq and is a predicted model, not a curated record. NCBI's taxonomy places the organism in Eukaryota, Metazoa, Chordata, Mammalia, Pilosa, Megalonychidae.
CUCCCAGUUUCGCGUCUUCCAGCCCGACGCGCCCGCUAUAAUCACGUGAUUGCCUCAUCCGGGUCUUUUGCGUUCUCUCCCUCUCCCAACAUGGCGGCCUCAGCGAAAAAGAAGAAUAAGAAGGGGAAGACUAUCUCCCUAACAGACUUCCUGGCCGAGGAUGGGGGGACUGGUGGAGGAAGCACCUAUGUUCCCAAGCCAGUCAGCUGGGCUGAUGAAACAGAUGAUCUGGAAGGAGAUGUUUCAACCACUUGGCACAGUAACGAUGAUGAUGUGUAUAGAGCACCUCCAAUUGACCGUUCCAUCCUUCCCACUGCUCCACGGGCUGCUCGGGAACCCAAUAUCGACCGGAGCCGUCUUCCCAAAUCACCACCCUACACUGCUUUUCUAGGGAACCUGCCCUAUGAUGUGACUGAAGAUUCCAUUAAGGAAUUCUUCAGAGGAUUGAAUAUCAGUGCAGUGCGUUUACCACGUGAACCCAGCAAUCCAGAGAGGUUGAAAGGUUUUGGUUAUGCCGAGUUUGAAGACCUGGAUUCCCUGUUCAGUGCCCUGAGCCUCAAUGAAGAGUCUCUAGGUAACAGGAGAAUUCGAGUGGACGUUGCUGAUCAAGCACAAGAUAAAGACAGGGAUGAUCGUUCUUUUGGCCGAGACAGAAAUCGGGAUUCUGACAAAACAGAUACAGACUGGAGGGCCCGUCCUGCCACAGACAGCUUUGAUGACUACCCACCUAGAAGAGGUGAUGAUAGCUUUGGAGACAAGUAUCGUGAUCGUUACGAUUCAGACCGGUAUCGUGAUGGAUAUCGUGACGGUUAUCGUGACGGCCCACGCCGGGAUAUGGAUCGAUACGGAGGCCGGGAUCGUUAUGAUGACCGAGGCAGCAGAGACUAUGAUAGAGGCUAUGACUCCAGGAUAGGCAGUGGCAGAAGAGCAUUUGGUAGUGGGUACCGCAGGGAUGAUGACUACAGAGGAGGCGGGGAUCGCUAUGAAGACCGAUACGACAGACGGGAUGAUCGGUCAUGGAGCUCCAGAGAUGAUUACUCUCGAGAUGAUUAUAGGCGUGAUGAUAGAGGUCCCCCCCAAAGACCCAAACUGAAUCUAAAGCCUCGGAGUACUCCUAAGGAAGAUGAUUCCUCUGCUAGCACUUCCCAGUCCAGUCGAGCAGCUUCCAUCUUUGGAGGGGCAAAGCCUGUUGACACGGCUGCUAGAGAACGGGAAGUAGAAGAACGGCUACAGAAGGAACAAGAGAAAUUGCAGCGUCAGCUGGAUGAGCCAAAACUAGAACGCCGGCCUCGGGAAAGGCACCCAAGUUGGCGAAGUGAAGAAACUCAGGAACGGGAACGGUCGAGGACAGGAAGUGAGUCAUCACAGACUGGGACCUCCGCAACAUCUGGCAGAAGUAAGUCAGAUCAGGAUGCACGAAGGAGAGAAAGUGAGAAGUCUCUGGAAAAUGAAACCCUCAGUAAGGAAGAAGACUGUCACUCUCCAACUUCUAAGCCUCCCAAAUCUGAUCAGCCUCUAAAGGUAAUGCCAGCCCCUCCACCAAAGGAGAAUGCUUGGGUGAAGCGAAGUUCUAAUCCUCCUGCUCGAUCUCAGAGCUCAGAAACAGAGCAGCAGUCUCCUACAAGUAGUGGUGGAAAAGUAGCUUCAGUUCAACCAUCUGAGGAAGGACCAGCAAGAAAAGAUGAAAACAAAGUAGACGGGGUGAGUGUCCCAAAAGGCCAAAGUGGGAACUCUGUCCGUGGUCCAGGAGAUGGAGGGAGCAAAGACCACUGGAAGGAGUCUGAUAGGAAAGAUGGCAAAAAGGAUCAAGACUCCAGAUCUGCACCUGAGCCAAAGAAAACUGAAGAAAAUCCAGCCUCUAAGUUCAGUUCUGCAAGCAAGUAUGCUGCUCUCUCAGUUGAUGGUGAAGAUGAAAACGAGGGGGAAGAUUACACCGAAUAAACCUCUACAUCCUAUGCUUUCUCCUAGUCUCACUCCAUCCUGGAACAUUCGAGAGCAAAUCAAACCUCUAUCCAGACAAGACAAAAUAAAACACACCAUCUCCUGGAGACCUUUCUUAACUUUUUUUUAAAAAAAAAAAAAAAAUGAAAUUCUUCUGCAUGCUGCUGCAGCCUUUAAAGUAUUGAACUAACUGGAGAAUCACCAUUGUAGCCAGAGAGAAAGAGGUGUACAGCCUUUAAAGGAAAAGUUGUUUGCUUUGAUGACACCAUGCAGUUGCUUGUAUGAUUGGUGCCUAGGGACCUCCAUUUAGCAGAAAUGGUAAUGAUGGUGAUUCGGUGUGUGGAAUCUGGUUGGACAGUAGGGCAGGUAUAAGGAAGAGUGUGAGAUUUCUACCUUUUAAUUCUUAAUAUCCUAUUGUAGCAUAUAUGAAUUCUGAAACAUCUAAAUAAAUUUUCCAUCCUUGGAAAGAUAGGUUAAAUAGUCUCUGAGGUCGUUUUAGUCUCCAGAAGGCUGCUAGCCCCUCUUCUUAUUUAAUUCUGAGCUUUUGGGGCCAGCCUAGGGGGAAUUCCUUCAUUUUUACCCCCCAGGGGGGUAGUUGGGAGUAAGUCCACAGGCCAUGAAAGAAUAGGACUUCUCUGUGACCGAAAUAAAUGGGAAAGAUGUGGUUUGAAAAGAAGCUUUGGGAGGUGAUGAAUUAUUUUGCGCCAGGUAAUAGGGAAACGGUAUGCCCUCCAAUAAACACAUACAUGUUUACUUCCUGGAGCAGGGAGCACUUAAAAGUCAUGGGAAUUCCCAGGUCUUUUAUGUGUCCUGAUUUUGUCCUUUCUAAACACUAUCCUAUAUACCCAAAUUCUUUGAAACCUUGAAGCUUUAAAAAUUUAGUCUCAUCAUUGAUUGUCCUGUGUUUCUCAUACUCCUCUUUACUAUCAUCUCCCAUGAAACUAGCUUCUAUUUAAGUCACGUACCUAAUCUCUUAGAUAUUUUCUCUCUCGGCCACUGGGAGCUGUCAAAUGAGGAAUCACUGCUUUUCUCAAGCAAAUUGGCUCCUUGAAGUCUUGACUCCAUCCAUUCCUGCUCCUGCUUCUUUGACCCCUUUUACAGGUCAGAAAACUCCAGGAUUAAUGGUCUUGGGUGGUGAAUUAGGGUGGAUAAAUAGGGACAGUUAAAUUGGGAGUGUUUUCUUCCAACCUUGAUUGGUUUAUUUUUACUUUAUUUUUUACAAGUUUCCUCCUAUCUCUACUGAAAUCCCACAGUUUGGAUUUGUAAUGUGGCCUAGACCAAUGUGUGUGCGUGUGUUUUUUUUUUGCUUUUUUUUUUUUUUUUUUUGUGAUUCCCUUGAGAGCAUAAAUGAUGGAGAGAACUAUUUAACAAGGUCCUGGUUUCUCUUGAAACAAAAUAGUUUAACUUGCCUGCUUUUAUGUGCACCUUUUAUAGGGUUCAGCUUGGUAGGUGGUGUCCCUCCCACCAUGGGCAGUAUUGGUACCUGCAGAGAAAUGACACUGUGGUCUCUUGUUUGCAAGCCUUUCUAGCAUCAGUCCUAGGUUAGACCCUUUCCAGCCAUGCAGGGUGUUGGUUCGCGUGUGCUGCGGCAGUGGGCAUAAUGAAUCAUUUACCCAGUGGACAUAAAAUAUAUUCUUAGUGAAUUCAUUUUAAGUAAUUGGCAUGGAUUGGCUAGUAGCUAGGAAAUGGGCUUUUAGAGAAAGAUACCCAAGGGUGAAAGGUUUUUGGUUGGUUUUUGUUUUUUUUUUUUUUUUUUUAACUAUUUGCUGUAGAUGAUGAAAAGGUAGGGUUUGCCCUCUUCAUGUCUACUCUUCCAAAUAUAUCCAAAACUGUUCCCAUUCCCCUACCCUCCCCCCCCUGUUAAAACAGAAACCGGGAUUGAUUUAUGUCCAGCUCCUGAAUACAUGUAAAAUUUGUACAAAAAUAUCUUAUAUGAAAAUGAUUUGUAAUCUGUAGACUUAAUACCUGGGAGAUGUCUUGAGAUGUAAAAUACCCAUCCUUUGGGUUGUGGGUUUUUUGUUUUCUCCAAAUAAAUCUGAUCUUUAAAGUUCA